AUUCCCAGCUUCCGGGGUAAACGGAAGACAUCAGAAAGAGCACAUCGAAUGAGAAAGACGCUAAUAAGUCAGUCCUAUUAUUUUUUCUCCAGUUUGAAAUAUUUACGUCGUAUAAAAUACAUAUUUGAUUCUUUAUUUAAGGAUAAAGUGGUCUCGAUGCGCUAGAAGCACUGUGCUGCUUCUCGUGCUAUCUUUGCUUGUUAGUUAGCUUAGCUCGCUAGUUAGCUUAGCUUGUUAGCUGCUAACAGAAGACACAGAAGUUAUCAACACAUCGCUAAGUAGAGAUCAAGUGUGAGAGUAAAGUGUUGUGAUUGUGUGAAAAUGUCUACAUUACAAAUGUUGAGAGCGUUGGUGGAUCAGCGACUAACUGCUGCCGUUGAAGAAAUAUUUGUAGUGUUAGAAAGAACGAUAGCAGAAUACCAGGCGGAACUUUCUAGAACAAAAGAGGAGAACAAUCAACUACUGGACGCUGUUUUCAAGAAACAUCAAGUUGUGUUACACAGAACAGAUGUCGAAGAACAUAUUUUUCGUGAGCAGGAAGAGGAACCACAGUCCCCCCACAUUAAAGAGGAAGUUGAGACGCCACAGACCCAUAGUGUUAAACUGACCCUUCACAUUAAAGGGCAAGCGGAGGACCCACUGAACUUACACAUCAAAAAUAAAGAGGAGGACCCACUGACCCCUCACAUUAAACAGGAAGAGGAGUACCCACUGACCCCUUACUUCAAAGAGGAAGAGGAGGACCAAGAGCCGCCGCAGAUUAAAGAGGAAGAGGAGGAAGAGGGCAUCAGUCAGCCUAAAUGGUUGGAGGAGUUCCCAGUGACUGGUGUCCCUGUGAAGAGUGAAGAUGAUGAGGUGAAAGGUGAAAGUGAGGAGAGGGGAGGGGGGGAGCCUCCAAGCAGCAGCUCAACACAACACAUGACAACAGAAGCUGAUGGAGACCACUGUGGAGGAUCACAAGCAGACAAGCUCUUAGCUCCACUAUCAGAUAGUGAGGACACAACGUCACACUCUCCUGACACUGAUGAUGAAGACUCUAAAGAUGAUAAGACAUGUCACACUGACAACACUCACUUCACAUCUUCUCACUCUCACAAAACCUUUAAAUACCAUAGUCUUCUGAAAACCCACAUGAGAACACACACUGGAGAAAAACCUUUUUCUUGUUCACUCUGUAGUAAAGGUUUUGCACAAAGUCACGAUUUGAAAAGACACAUGAGAACACACACUGGAGAAAAACCUUUUUCUUGUUCAAUAUGUGGUAAAGGUUUUACACAACGUCAAAAUUUGAAAGUACACAUGAGAACACACUCUGGUGAAAAAAACGUUUCUUGUUCAAUCUGUGGUAAAGGUUUUGCACAAAGUAAUAAUUUGAAAAGACACAAGAGAACACACACUGGAGAAAAACCUUUUUCCUGUUUGACCUGUGGUAAAGGUUUUACAAGAAGUACAUAUGCGAAAGUACACACGAGAACACACACUGGUGAAAAAUCACAUUCCUGUUCAAUCUGCAACAGAAGCUUUGGUGAACGUUCAAAGCUUGAAAGACACACGAGAAGACACCCAGGAGAGAAAGUGUUGAGUUGCAGUGUGUGUGGUGAAAGAUUGUCUUCUAAGUACCAGUGUAAGAAACACAAGUGUGCAUCUGAAACAUCUUCUGGACCACUUCAGGAAGCAUAUUAUUAUUUACUUUAUACAUCAUUUGAACAGUUGUCUUUUAUACAAUUUUAAAAUGUGUGACUUUAUGAAUCAUUUGUUGGGUCUCUAUAAUCCAUUUUAUUAAUCAUCUUUACUACUCUCUUUUGUAAUAUGAUGAUUGUGUUGUGAUUUUUUUAUACUUUAACUUAAUAUGUAUGUACUUGUACGUUUAUGCAAUAAAAAGUGAGAGAAAA
This is a messenger RNA of Nerophis ophidion (straightnose pipefish), 1892 nucleotides long. Its product is annotated as oocyte zinc finger protein XlCOF8.4-like. Gene Ontology annotation, cellular component: nucleus. Gene Ontology annotation, molecular function: DNA-binding transcription factor activity, RNA polymerase II-specific; RNA polymerase II cis-regulatory region sequence-specific DNA binding. Gene Ontology annotation, biological process: regulation of transcription by RNA polymerase II; central nervous system development. The transcript has 2 exons. The coding region runs from base 322 to 1731 and encodes 469 amino acids. The record is from RefSeq and is a predicted model, not a curated record. Lineage: Eukaryota; Metazoa; Chordata; Actinopteri; Syngnathiformes; Syngnathidae.